UUUUUAUUGCUUAAAAUAGCUAUAAGAACUGAAGCCCAAACAUAUAAUGUAUGGCCCGAAAGAAGGAACAUACCGGAGAAUCAAACAUUAUGACCAUUAUACCCUUGUAUGAACCUGCUAUUUUACCUUUGUUGCCAGCCUUAAACCUUUCCCUUUACCGUCCGCCUCGCUCCCUCUCGUCACUCACUGAUCUGAUUCUUCCGCAACGAAUCUGUUUUUUUUUUUGUUUCUCCAUCAACAACUCAAAUGGCGGCAGCUUUUGCUUCCAGACUAUCUCGUGGUCGUUCAUUGCUUGGUGGUCUUAAGAAUGAUUUAUCCGGAUUAAUGAAUACCUCCUAUGGAAUGAUGAAUGAAGCUAGCCUCUCUCAGCAACAGAGAAGGACAUUCAUUCAAAUGGGGACGGUUCUCAAAGUCGUGGACAACUCGGGAGCCAAGAAAGUGAUGUGUAUUCAAGCGCUAAAAGGUAAGAAAGGAGCUAGGCUUGGGGAUACGAUAGUUGCUUCGGUGAAAGAAGCUAUGCCAAACGGUAAAGUGAAGAAAGGAGCGGUUGUGUAUGGCGUGGUUGUGCGAGCUGCGAUGCAGAGAGGUCGUGUUGAUGGAAGCGAAGUUAGGUUUGAUGAUAACGCCGUUGUUCUUGUUGAUAACAAAGACAAGAAGACUAAAACUGAUCGCCAGCCGAUUGGUACCCGAGUGUUUGGUCCUGUUCCUCAUGAGCUUCGUAAGAAGAAGCAUCUCAAGAUUCUUGCUUUGGCUCAACACAUUGCUUGAGACAACAACAUCAAGUCCUAAAACCAACGUAGUGUCUUUCUUUUUAUGUUCUUCUGUAAACUCUCUUCAGUAAUUUUUUCUUUUGGUUGAGUCUUCGUUAAGCUUACGAGGCACAAUUUUUUUUUUGUUCUAAUGAAUUUAUAGGUUCAUAAACUAUAAAACUCUCAAAUAAAAGUUAGAAAUAGUUCAGCUCGGGCUUGAUUAAA
Brassica napus (rape) is the source of this 974-nucleotide messenger RNA. RefSeq names its product 50S ribosomal protein HLP, mitochondrial-like. Gene Ontology annotation, molecular function: structural constituent of ribosome; large ribosomal subunit rRNA binding. Gene Ontology annotation, biological process: translation. Lineage: Eukaryota; Viridiplantae; Streptophyta; Magnoliopsida; Brassicales; Brassicaceae. The record is from RefSeq and is a predicted model, not a curated record. Gene Ontology annotation, cellular component: mitochondrial large ribosomal subunit; ribosome. The transcript is spliced from 4 exons. The coding region runs from base 247 to 768 and encodes 173 amino acids.